GCCGCCAUGAUGGUCACGUGCGCGGAACUGGGCCCCGUCGCCUAGCAACCGUCGCUACAGGCCUGGGCGGCCCGGCGCUUUUUUUCCCGAGAUCCUUUUCUGGAUGCCAUCAUGAGCGACCAACUGAAAUUCAUCGUUGAGAAGCUCAACAAAGAGCCCUUCAAAAAGAAUUUCAACUUGAUCACUUUUGACUCUCUGGAAUCAACGCAGCUCUUACAGUUGCUGAGCGAUGUCCUGGGUGAGAUUGACCCCAAGCACAUCGUUGAUAUUAGAGAAGAAUUGCCGGAACACACAGCAAAACGGAUGUUGACCCUGCUCGGCAUUCUUAAAUACAAACCUCCAGGAGGUACCAGUGACUUGAGCACCUUCCGUCAAGGGUUAGUUACGGGAAGCAAGCCCGUCAUUCACCCUGUCCUGCAUUGGCUCCUUCAGAGGACCAGUGAGCUGAAGAAAAGGGCCUACCUGGCCCGCUUUCUGAUCAAGAUCGAUGUGCCAACCGAGUUCCUUCAUGACGACACGGUGGCUGAUACCAACAGACAGUACGAAGAACUGAUGGAAGCUUUCAAAAACUUACAUAAAGAAUGUGAACAGCUCAGGACCUCUGGCUUUUCAACGGCAGAAAUAAGAAGGGAUAUCACCGCCAUGGAAGAGGAGAAGGAUCAGCUGAUGAAGCGAGUAGAACGGCUGAGGAAGCGGGUAGAGACGGUGCAGAACCAUCAGCGGAUGCUCGAGAUGGCCAGGCAGCUUCGGGUGGAGAAAGAGAGGGAGGAGAACCUCGCCCAGCAGAAGCAAGAGCAGAAAAACCAGCUUUUUCACGCAGAGCAGCGACUGCACCGAGUUCAGCUUCAGCUCAAGGAUAUGCGUCAUGCAGCCGUGGAUUCCAAGCCAGAAAGCUUAAUGAAGAGUCUAGAAGAAGAGACAAAGUUCAACACUUAUUUGGUCUCCGAGAAAUUUCCCAGAGAGCUGGAAACGAAGAAACAGUCGUUGCUCCUCCUGCAGAAAGUGGUAGCCGAGCCAGCCAUGGGCCAGUCGGAUCUCAACGAGCUGGAAGCCAAAAUAAAGGAGGUCAACGCCCAAAUCAAUCAAUUGAUCGAGAAGAGGAUGAUGAAGUACGAACCCAUCGAUAGUAAAUUUUCGAUGUACCGGCAACAGGCCUCCAUCAUCUCGCGGAAGAAAACCGCCAAGGCGGAGGAACUUCAGACGGCCAAGGAAGAGAUCACCAACUUGGAGAGACAAAUGAUACAGAAGUCGAGCCAGGCUCGGGAAUUGGACGGGACAGAAGUCUUGAAAGGCGAUGAGUUUAAGCGGUACGUUAACAAGCUGCGAAGCAAAAACACCCUUUACAAGAAGAAGCGCCUGGAAAUAGCCGAGAUCGCGGCCGAGUAUGGUAUCCUGCAGCGGACGGAAGAGCUCCUGAAACAGCGGCACGAAGACAUCCAGCAGCAAUUGCAAGCCAUCGAAGACAAGAAAGGGAUCUCCGGCUACAGCUACACCCAGGAGGAGCUGGAGAGGGUGUCGGCCGUCAAGAGCGAAAUGGAUGACAUGAAAGGGCGAACUCUGGACAACAUGUCUGACAUGGUGAAAAAACUGAACACCUUGGUAGCCGAUAAAAAGUCAAGCUUGGCCCCAAUCAUCAAAGACCUCAGGCAGCUGCGACAAAGAUGCCAGGAAUUAACCCAGGAAUGUGAAGAGAAAAAAUCUCAGUACGACAGUUGCGCCGCUGGUUUGGAAAGCAAGCGUUCCUCCCUGGAGCAGGAGGUGAAGAGCCUUCGGGAGGAGUGUUUACAAGAAGAAAGUAACUACCAUCAGGUCAACUGCAUGAAAAUGAUUUCCGAAGCACAGCUGCAGCGUGUCAAAGACGAGGUGAAAAUGUACGUUUCUUCGGAUCAGCAGGAAAGAAAGAAGGCAGUCAGGGACCAGUAUUCCAAGAUGAUCACCGAACAAGAGAACCUUGGAAAGAAACUGCGAGAGAAGCAGAAAUCUGUCCGGGAAAGCCACGGCCCCAACCUGAAGCAAGUCAAAAUGUGGCGAGAUCUCCAGCUUCUGAUGGCGUGCAAAAGAGAGUGUUUUCUCAAGCAGCAGAACCCGGCUUCGGUGGGCCAAGUCAUUCAGGAAGACGGGGAAGAUCGCCUGGUCUUGUGAACGCAACUUGCCCGACAUCCAAGUCAUCCCGAAAGAACCAUUUUUCUUCCUUCAGCAAAUCUGUGACGAAUGUUGGGCAGGGUUUAUAAUGGUUUCGAUGCAAAUAAUGAGAUUUGCCGUGCUUCAGGAGUUUUAGCUAAAAUGUUCUGGACUUGACUAGAACAGGGUUGGGGGUGGGUGGGCUUUGUUCGUUCCUUCUUAAAAGUGGGUGGGGGGGAGAAAAUCUUUGAUUCUGCUGAUGGAUGGACCGGUCGACAGUCAGCCAAGGGGUUAAAGCACUGAGAAGGUGGCGCAGAUGCAAUUCCGUUCCAAUGUAAGAGUCAUUCCAGAGAAGGAGGGAGACAAAACAAAAAAUUCAGGAUUUAGGAUAGUUUCGAUCUACAUCCGGGGUUGUAGACGAUGCGACGCCAAGCCAGGUUCAAGUCCCACAGGUCCUCACCAACAUCAGUUUUCAUCCUUUUGGCCCAAAAACAGUGAAACCGCUUCUUAAAUUUCCCUUUCACAAUUCCAGUAACCGAGUUGAAGGAGGACUUUUGAAUUUUUUUGAAGGGGAAAAAAAAAAAACAACGCACAAAACACAAGGAAGUAGUGGACCAAGCUUCCUGUAAGCCCACAGAUGCGUCAACCCCGAUGGAGGCCUUGAUUCUCCUUGGAGCUGCCCCCCCAUGGACCCACCUGGUUGCUGAAAGACCAAAACGCAGGAGGCACAAUUUCCUUAAUUCUCCCGGAUCCAAACCAAAGCCUCAGCACGUAGAACCUAAAGCUCCUCGGUCUUUUCUCAUUCGCUUGACUUUUAGCAAGCCCACUUCCGAAUAUUUUAUGUUUUGUGUUGAAUUUUUUAAAAGAUAUUCCCUUCUCGGGCUUAUAUUCCCUCUCCGACUUUCUGGUCGGCGUUCCGCAUGCGUGCCCUUUCUCUCUUCAAACUGGCUAAUCCUUGUUUGUCCUUCGCCUCCAAGACAAUAAAGUUAUUUGUAGCCUGUC
Messenger RNA from Ahaetulla prasina, 3123 nucleotides. It is a transcript of the gene IFT81, whose product is annotated as intraflagellar transport 81. Gene Ontology annotation, molecular function: tubulin binding. Bases 112 to 2142 code for a protein of 676 amino acids. Gene Ontology annotation, biological process: intraciliary transport; cilium assembly. NCBI's taxonomy places the organism in Eukaryota, Metazoa, Chordata, Lepidosauria, Squamata, Colubridae. Gene Ontology annotation, cellular component: centrosome; cilium; intraciliary transport particle B. The transcript is spliced from 19 exons. The record is from RefSeq and is a predicted model, not a curated record.